Molecule: messenger RNA, 1785 nt
Organism: Clonostachys rhizophaga
Lineage: Eukaryota; Fungi; Ascomycota; Sordariomycetes; Hypocreales; Bionectriaceae
Source: the annotation of a GenBank genome assembly
AUGGCCGUCACCAAGAGCGACGAGAACAUUGCCCAUCCUGCCGAGGCUCAUCUCGACUCGGAGAAGGGCAAUGGCGGUGAUCCUCGUGCCCAGGAGGUCUACCACAGCAGCAGCAACGAGGGCUUUGACUCGGACAGCAAUGAAUUCCAAGAGGGUGUUCAGCGCGUCCGAGCCAUCACCAGCAUCUGGUCCAAGUCGACUCUCUGGAGUUUCUUUGCAUUGCUCUACCUGAUCUCCUUUGUCGACUAUCUUCAGAAUGGGAUCGACUCUUCCCUCAACCCAUACAUCACCUCCGGCUUCGGCGCACACGGUCUGCUCAACAUUGCCAGUAUCCUGUCCACCAUCAUCGGAGGUGUCAUCCCUCUGACGAUCGCCAAGGUCAUUGAUAUCUGGGGCCGUGUCCAGGGCUUCGUCUUCAUGCUUACCGUGUGCGUUAUUGGCAUGAUCCUCAAGGCCACCUGCCAGAACAUUGAGACCUAUGUCGCCGGCUCUGUCAUGUACUGGACCGGCCACAUUGGUGUGCUGUACGUGAUUGAGGUCAUGCUGUCCGAUAUCACCACCCUCAGGAACCGCAUGAUCCUCAUCGGCCUCAGCGGCACCCCUCGCAUUGCCAGUACCUUUGCCUCCGCCCCCAUUGGCCAGCUCUUCUACACCCAUUCCAACUUCCGCUGGGCAUUCGGUGCCUUUGCCUUCAUCCUGGUCGGAUGCAGCACGCCCGCCAUGGGUCUCAUGGUGGUCAUGUCGCGCAAGGCCAAGAAGGAGGGCCUUAUGAAGCCUAGAGCCGCGAGCGGGCGAACCUGGGUCGAGAGCUUCAAGCACUAUGCUGUCCAGUUCGACCUGUUUGGCAUCUUCCUCAUCUCGGCUGGGCUGUCCUUCCUCCUUCUCCCAUUUAGCUUGGCUGCCUAUGCCCCCAACGGAUGGUCUACUGGCUACAUCAUUGCCAUGAUUGUCCUCGGUGUGCUCUUCUUUCCCGCAUUCUACAUCUGGGAGCGCAACUUCGCGCCUGUCCAGUUCCUGCCAUUCAAGUACCUCAAGCAGGGCACAAUCAUCGGUUCCUGCCUGCUGUACGGCAUCAUGUUCCUGUCCACCUUCACCUGGAACGGAUACUACUACUCCUACCUGCUGGUCGUGCACCGCCAGAGCAUCACCAAUGCCCUGUACAUCCUCAACGCCUACUCUCUCACUGCUACCUUCACUGCCCCCAUCAUCGGUGGCGUCAUCAGCUGGACUGGAGACUUCAAGUGGACCGCCUAUACCGGUGUGCCCAUCAUGCUGCUCGGCACAGCCCUGCUCAUCCCCUACCGCAGCCCCGACGCUUCUCCCGGUGUCUUGGCGGUGACCCAGCUCCUGGUCGGUCUUGGCAGCAGCUUCUUCACCACCUGUAGCUCCAUCGCCAUCAUGGCCCCCGUCACCCACCAGGAGAUUGCCGUCGUCAACGCUCUGGCUGGUCUCUUCGGCGGUGUCGGCGCUGCCAUCGGCUACGCCAUUGCCGGUGGUCUGUGGAAUAACAUCCUCCCCGUCGAGCUCAACAACCGCCUCCCCGAGGCGGCCAAGGAGACGUCGCGCAUCAUCUUCGCCAACAUCACCAUGCAGAUGGAGUUCGCCGAUGGAACUCCCGAGCGCCAGGCCAUUGUUGACUCUUACGCCCACGUUAUGCGCCUCAUGGUCAUCACCGGCGCCUGCCUCAUGCCCCUCUGCGUCCUCUCCAUCUUCGUAUGGAAGAACAUCAACAUCCGCAAGAUUGAGGAGGAGCGCGGCAAGCAGACCAAGGGCAACGUCUUCUAA